Molecule: messenger RNA, 294 nt
Organism: Knipowitschia caucasica
Lineage: Eukaryota; Metazoa; Chordata; Actinopteri; Gobiiformes; Gobiidae
Source: the annotation of a GenBank genome assembly
AUGGCGGCCUCCUCUAAGAAAGCGCUGGAGCUGUUCGUGUCCAGAGUUCCUUGGACUGUAGCCACCAAGGAAAUACGGGAAUAUUUCGGCCAAUUUGGAGCUGUCAGGAAAUGCCUUCUGCCAUUUGACCGAGAGACUGGUUUCCACAGAGGCUUCUGCUGGGUGGGCUUUAGUUCAGAGGAGGGUCUAAACAACGCCCUACAGAAAGAAAGUCACAUCAUUGAAGGAACCAAGGUCCAGGUUCAGAAGAACAAACGGACAUUUGUACAAAGACCAAACAGAGACGAGGACUGA